Molecule: messenger RNA, 1448 nt
Organism: Physella acuta
Lineage: Eukaryota; Metazoa; Mollusca; Gastropoda; Physidae
Molecular function (GO): protein binding
Source: RefSeq, a predicted model, not a curated record
AUCAACCUCAGAUAACUUUUAAUGUUGAGGGGAUUCCCAAUAUUAUGUAUUUUAAAACACAUACUUUCAGUCAAUAAACAUUUGCAAAAAUGAUUCAAGUUAUGUACAAGCAAGCCAUCACAAUAUUUUUAAAGAAUUUAGAAAAUCAAAGACAAGUGUUAACUCCAUUGCUGACUUCAAUUAAUGAAGCUGUGGAGGAGUGCAAGUCUUGGAUGACAGAGAAUGUUUCAAGGAAAAAAACUUUUGCAGAGAUGAUGCAACUACUAGAACAAACUAGUGGAGCUGCUUUAUAUACAUUUUCUAAGUUGCUAGAUAAUAUUGAGUUUGAAAACACGUCAGGUGCUUCUGCAAUGUCUACACCUGAUACAAGUGUGACAUCCACUGACUUACAACAUAAGGAUACAUUGAACACAAUCCAAUUUGUUACUAAGGAGGAACUCCAGUCCGUCCUCAGCACACUAAAAGAGCAACUAAAAAAUUUGGAAGCGAAGCGAAACUCUCAAACAAAGAAAACAAAACAAAAUAAAAAACGCAUAGAUAAUUUGGAGAUGAAUGUGGAAAGUUUAACAGAAAGAAUCGAAUAUCAAACUGAGUCUGCGAAUAAACAUACUGAUAGCACAAAACAAAUUAAAUCUUCAAUAAAAGAGAUAAGCGAGUCUCUACUCGACACACAGAAACGACUAGAGGAAUUAGAUACGGCUACUAAAGAUAUGGUGAUGAAAUCGAAAGAACUUGAAACUUCUGUCAAAGAAAUGACAGAAGAGCAGUUAAUACUGACCACCCGUUUACAAGCUGUUGAUAGCAAAUGUAGCGGUGCGGAAAUAAAGUCUGGAACUAUUUGUCAAGUGCUUAGCCAAAGGUGCACUAAAAUAGACACUUUGCAAGAUGUGUUGAAUAAACGUCUUAAAUCUAGAGAUGGAAUAGUCGCUCAGUCAAGAAAUGCAUUAUGCACUGUAGAAGAAAAAUACCGCCCAACGAGUUUGGGCUUCUGUGCUGGUAUCCUAGAUGAACUGACAGUCUGUGCUGGUGAUAUCGUGACAGACUUUGACGACAUAUCCUGUAACGUCGGCGGCCAUUUUAAUCCCGAUACUGGGAUGUUUACCAUACCCGUUGCUGGACUCUACUGUGUUGGUCUAACUGUGUGCGUGUAUGCUGGGGAGAAUGUCGGCGUGGGAGUUGUGCGUCGACGCGCGUCAGAUUUGAUGGAGGAGAAUGUGACCGAUAAUGACAUCUGUGUGGUUGGGGUUUUUGUGGACGCCGCCAAAACCAACGCGGGCAGUGUAGGUGUAGUAGAGUUGGACGCCGGAGAUGUGCUGUUUGUGCAAGUGUGCAAAGGACACGAUGUGGUGCUGGCGGGGGCGUCGGUGUUUACCUGUUUUAAAAUCUGAAAUGUAAACAUAGAGAUAGGGGAGGACGGUUGGUGUUUCUUUCAGGAUUAUCUCUGAUGU